UAGAGGGCAGUGUUGUGAAAAACGUGGUUCCGUUUUUUCCCGUCCUUGCAACGCGGAAAUGGACUUUCUGACAGUGGCGUGACGCUGUUUGACACCCCUUAAAGACAGUUGAGCGUGUCUACGUCUCUUUUUAAAAAACGAAACCAAGCCUUAAAACUCCUUGGGACCAGAAGGUUGAGACCAUGGAUGCGGAAAUGCUAGAUGACUCUCUCCCUCUCCGGCAGGACCUGACAUGUCCUAUAUGUCAGGGGGUCUUUAAGGAUCCCGUCCUGCUGCCGUGUUCCCACAGCUUCUGUCGGGAGUGCCAGAAGAGAAGCUGGCAGUUCAACAAGACGUGUCCCGUCUGCAGGGUGCCUUUCGAGGAAGGCCAGGCUAUCUCUAACCGAGCCCUCAGCGACGCCUCCGAAAGUUUCCUCCGGCAGGCCAAUCUGCGGCCCGUCCAGAACGCACCCAAUGAAGAGGUCUGUAACCUGCACCUUAAGCCACUGGAGCUGUACUGUGAGAAGGACGAGGAGCCUGUCUGCGUGGAUUGUGUCUCCCAGCACAGCACACAUAGGCUGUGGUCGCUGAAAGACGCCACAGGCAUGUGCAAGAAGGAGCUUGGCUUCAAAGUCCAGAUCUUUGAAAAGAAAGUGGACUCCUACAAAAAAAUGACAAAGAAGUUUAGCAAUGCAGUGGAGUAUAUCAAGCAUCAGGCAGGGGAAGCAGAGAAAACGAUCAAGGCAGAAUUUGGGAGGCUCCACGCUCUGCUUUACCUGGAAGAAUCCAAGCGGCUGGAAGCUCUGUCCAAUGAGGAGAAAGACAUGAUCAACAGCAUGCAGAGAAUGAUUGAUGAGACAGAGAAGGACAUUGCUAAAAUAAAGGAGCUCAUUGAGACUGUGAAGAAAGAGAUGGGCAAUGAGGAUCUGCCGCUCCUAAAGAAUUUCCAGAAUGUAAAAAGACAAGCCCACUGGGUUGAACCCGAUGCAGCCUUUCUUUUUGACUCCCUAAUAAACAUGGGCAAGCAUGUUGGUUCUCUGGGUUUCAACAUAUGGAAGGACAUGAAGGCUCACGUCAAAUAUUACCCAGUUGUGCUCGACCCGAACACAGCCUCUCCAUGGCUCUCCUUGAACGCUGAUCUAACCAGCAUGGUGGAGAGCUCAGAGCGGAUGACCGUCCCCGACAACCCAGAGCGCUUUGAUCCCGUUGUCUUUAUCCUGGGGGCUGAAGGAUACAGAACUGGCAAACACAAAUGGGACGUCAUUGUCGGUGACAACCCCAAGUGGAUCCUGGGAGUGUGCAAAGAGAUCGUCGCCCGGAAAAAGAAGUUCACAGUUUCAGCAAAUCGUGGCAUGUGGGCUUUAGGGCUGAGUAAAGGGGUAUAUACCGUCCACACUGAUCAGCGUACAGAGCUGACGGUGGCGCAGUGUCCUGAAAAAAUCCGCAUCAAGCUAAACAUGGAUAAGGGAGAGGUGUCGUUUUGGGACGGGGGAAGAGAAACGCACCUGGUCACCUUUAAACACAAGUUUGAAGGAAGAAUGUUUCCAAUUUUUGGCCCUGGCCUCCAUACUACACCCAUGGUUCUGGCUCCUGGGAAAAUAGCUGUACACACAUCAUAAAUGCAAAUUGGAAGUUGAUUCAAUUCUUCAUGAUGUAAAAAUUUACUGCAAGGUGAGCUUGAAACACCUUACCCAAUAAGAUUGGCUUUAGACAUCUGUUACGGAAAAAAUCUGAAUGAAAAUAAACAAAAAUAUGUUGGGAGAUUAAUUGCUGCUUGAAGUGCUUUAAACUACAUCAGACAUUUUUGUUAUUUUUAUUUUUUUUUUAGAACUUAUUUGUGUUCAAAGUAAAACUCACUGUUUUAGGGUCAGUGUUAGGAGUGAAAAGCAGUUUUUGCCUGUGUGUCUUUGUUAGAGUAAUUAAUGAUUAUGCUGCAAAAAGAGAGCUGUGGUUGCUAAUAGUUUCAGAGAAUGAUGAAAUGACCCUGUUAAUUGUGAUCAUUCUACAGGAAACACGUCGCUCUCAUCUUAAAACAUUUUUGCCAAAUUAAAACUGUGUUUCUUUACUUUGUUUUUGUGGCUGUUUUAAUCCAAAGAUAUUGGGGUUUUUUUUAUCAAUAUUCUGCACUCUUAAUCUUUGCUAUGCUCUUUAAUCUUUUAUAAUCUUUAUAUAUAUAUAUAAUUACAGGGACUUCACUUAAAGGUGUACAAACUGAACCUGAAUGCAGAAAAUGGUAAUAAACACUUAAUAAAAGAGGUUUGUGUCAUGAUUACUACCACUAAACCUAUUGUAUUGUUAUAUUUCUGAAGAACAUCAUCCUAAAACACAAGUUUUACAUUUCAUAAGUAUUGGAAACAAAUAUUUGGAUGGAUUAUCAUGCUCUUCCACCAUAUUUAUUUCUUUAUACAGUGCUUUGCGAGAAUAUUUAUACCCCGUAUUUUUUCAUGCUGUGUUUAAUGUUUUCAUUGGUUUAUUUUUAGAUGUACUUGUUUUCAUUUGAUCCCAAUAAAGGCCAAAUACAGAGUGUU
Girardinichthys multiradiatus is the source of this 2507-nucleotide messenger RNA. It is a transcript of the gene trim35-28, whose product is annotated as tripartite motif containing 35-28. Gene Ontology annotation, molecular function: protein binding; zinc ion binding. The transcript has 7 exons. The record is from RefSeq and is a predicted model, not a curated record. NCBI's taxonomy places the organism in Eukaryota, Metazoa, Chordata, Actinopteri, Cyprinodontiformes, Goodeidae. The coding region runs from base 183 to 1598 and encodes 471 amino acids.